AUGGAGGAGGCGGCGGUGGCUGCCAGCACCGAGGCGGCCUUCUGCCUGCACACUGUUUCAAACUUAACCAAAUCUCCAGAAGUUACUAUAACGGAUGACUCUGAAGACGAUUGUCAGUAUGAAGAGGUACCAGCGGAUGAUGAAUUCAGUAUUCAGGAGGGUGAUGAGGAUCUGCCAAGGGCCCUGCGGACUAUUCAAGAGCAGGCUGAAGAUGCCCAAAUUUUAGCAACACAAUCAGUUCUGUCAUGUGAGAAAUCUGUGUCUGAAGUACCUGGAGCAGUGGAUGACUUCCUUUGCAACUUCCUGGUCAGACUGGGAAUGUCCAGGACCCUGGAUUGCUUCCAGAGUGAAUGGUAUGAACUGAUUCAGCGAGGUGUGCUCACAGCCAAAGAUACUGGACUGGUUCCGAGUGUAUAUACCCGCAAUCAGCAACUGGAGACUGAGAACACACAUUUAAAGAAGGAUUUGGAAAACUAUAAGCUUGCUGCUAACAAAGCCAAAGAAGCUCUCCUAAAAAUGCAGAAAGAACGGGAUUUUCAUCGAAUGCAUCAUAAGCGAGUGGUUCAAGAGAAAAACAAACUUAUUUGUGACAUAAAAAGGCUGAAGGCGCAUUAUGCAUCAUAUGAACCAGUGCUGAAGCAGCUGACUGAAAAAUAUCAAACUACCCUGAGACAGAAAAUGUUGACUAGUUUGGAGAGAGACAGAGCAGUUGGGCAGAUUACAGGUUUACAAGCUGCGCUACAAAAUUUAGAGUCUGGACAUACCAUUCAGAAUCCUGUGACAAAAGCAGGCCAGGAACUUGAAACGAAGAAAGGCCUGGAAGGUCCCACCCAGAAAGCUCUUCAGGAAGCCAGGCAACGCAGAACUCUUGAUACCAAAAGCUCCUCCUAUGAUCCAGUCAAAGAUUCAGUGAGAAAGGGCAAGAGAUACUAAUGAAGGGCAGGAGAUGUCUGAAGGUGGAAGUUUACAAGCAUUUCUUCUAAAUCAGAAAUGAGGAACAAGGCCUGCCGGCAGAGAGACUUUAUGUCCAGAUUCAAGAGGCAUUUUCCAGAAGUGCUAUUUUGUUCAAACUCUUCUCAUCCUUGUGCUCUGGUUUUCCCUUUGAAAGUACUUUGAAAUAUAUGAUGGCUGAAGCAUUUAAAAUGAGAAGGAUGGCUGUGCAAGUGUGGUUUGUUUUUUUCUACAUAACUACAGUAAUGUUCUACCUAGUUUUCCACAUUACCAUAUAAGUACUUGAGAAUACCUAGAAGCUAGAAAAGAAUAGUAGAGUGAACGAUUAGUAAGAAUGUGAUGGAGCUAACUAUGAACUGUAAAUAGGGAAUGAGGCAGAAAUAGACAUUGUAGAUGAGAAAAAUCAAGGAGCUGGAAAACUAUUGUUCUUCAACAUUUCAGAGGACAGUAGUACACCAAGAAAGCUGUAAUUAGAAUUGUAUGUGAAGAAUGUGAGGUCAUUUUUAUGUUCUAAAAUCUACAGCAAAUGAAAUAAGGCUUUUGAUAAAAGUAGAAUACUGGCAAAGGCAAUUUAAUAUGCCAAUUGGGUUUAACCUGGAGAGUGAUAAAGGUGGCUUGGAAUACUUUUAUUUAGUAAUUUCAACUUAGUGAUUUUGAAACUCUUUUGCGUUUUCCUUUACUAUUAAUGCUGAUUUUGAGUUUUGGCUGUGAAGAUGAUGUUUCUAGUUCAGUUUUGUGUGGCUUAGCAGUAAUGACUUCUUAGACCCUUUAUCAUUGG
Nothoprocta perdicaria is the source of this 1729-nucleotide messenger RNA. RefSeq names its product sperm associated antigen 16 (gene SPAG16). Gene Ontology annotation, cellular component: axonemal central apparatus. The transcript is spliced from 10 exons. The record is from RefSeq and is a predicted model, not a curated record. Bases 1 to 933 code for a protein of 310 amino acids. Lineage: Eukaryota; Metazoa; Chordata; Aves; Tinamiformes; Tinamidae. Gene Ontology annotation, biological process: axoneme assembly.